GGACGGGGCGGAGGGAGGGACGAGGAGGAGGAGGAGGAAGUGGAGGCGGCUGCGAAUAGCGGGCAAAUGGGGAGCUGAGCGGCUGCAGCAGCACCGCGCAGCAGCAGCACCACCAGCAGCAGCGGAGCUGAGCCGAGCCGAGCCGGCAGCGGGCCGUCGCUCCGCGGACGCCGAGUGCGAGCAGCAGCAGCAGCAGCAGCCGGGGCGCCCGGGAGAAACGCGCCCGGCACCAUGCAGACCUUCCUCAAGGGGAAGCGGGUGGGCUACUGGCUGAGCGAGAAGAAGAUCAGGAAGCUCAAUUUCCAGGCCUUCGCCGAGCUGUGCCGGAAAAGAGGAGUAGAAGUAGUCCAGCUUGACCUCACCAAACCCCUUGAAGACCAGGGCCCUUUGGAUGUGAUCAUACAUAAACUGACAGAUGUCAUCCUUGAAGCAGACCAGAAUGACAGCCAGUCACUGGAGUUGGUACAAAGGUUCCAGGAGUAUAUUGAUGCUCAUCCAGAAACCAUUAUCCUGGACCCUCUUCCGGCUAUUCGGACACUUCUGGACCGAUCCAAGUCUUAUGAGCUCAUUCGGCAAAUAGAGGCCUACAUGCAAGAUGAGAGGAUCUGUUCACCACCCUUCAUGGAGCUGACAAGUGCCUGUGGAGAAGAUACCUUGCAGCUUAUAGAGAAGAAUGGACUGGCAUUCCCUUUCAUUUGUAAAACCAGAGUGGCCCAUGGAACCAACUCUCAUGAGAUGGCGAUCAUCUUCAACCAGGAGGGCCUGAAGGCUGUCCGCCCCCCUUGUGUCAUUCAGAGCUUCAUCAAUCACAAUGCUGUGCUGUAUAAAGUGUUUGUGGUCGGGGAAUCCUACACAGUGGUGAAGAGACCAUCUUUGAAAAACUUCUCUGCUGGAAUCUCAGACAGAGAAUCGAUAUUUUUCAACAGCCACAAUGUCUCAAAGCCAGAAUCAUCAUCUGUCUUAACAGCACUGGAUAAAAUCGAAGGUGUAUUUGAGCGGCCAAACGAUGACGUCAUCCGGGAAAUCUCUAAGGCACUGCGGCAAGCUCUGGGAGUUUCCCUCUUUGGAAUUGAUAUCAUCAUUAACAAUCAGACUGGGCAGCAUGCAGUCAUUGAUAUAAAUGCAUUCCCAGGUUAUGAGGGCGUUUCUGAAUUUUUCACAGAUCUCCUGAACCACAUAGCUGCUGUCCUGCAGGGUCAGGCACCCGAGGUGACCCAGCUAAACUGCAGCAAGCUCCUGGCUGAGCAGACCGGCGGGAUCAUGGACGAGCGGAUAUGCUGCGCAGGCACGGGCUGCCUCAGCGUCAUGGGAAAAGACUCCUCCUGGAUUGUGGAAAGCGAGACCAACAGCUCAGUAAAACUGCAACACCAGAGACUAGGCUGCAACUCAGCAGUGUCCCCCAGCUUCCAGCAGCACUGCGUCGCUACGCUGGCGACAAAAGCUUCUUCCCAAUAACUUGCCAAUGCCAUGGACUGAGGAGAAGCCGCAGGGAUACAAAUUGUGGUCCCAGAACCAGAUCAGGCUGUAACAGUACAAUUGUGAAAAAGGAAAACAAAAUGCAACACAAAAAA
Molecule: messenger RNA, 1571 nt
Organism: Oxyura jamaicensis (ruddy duck)
Lineage: Eukaryota; Metazoa; Chordata; Aves; Anseriformes; Anatidae
Gene: ITPK1
Product: inositol-tetrakisphosphate 1-kinase
Exons: 11
Coding region: 232-1455 (407 amino acids)
Biological process (GO): inositol trisphosphate metabolic process
Cellular component (GO): cytoplasm
Molecular function (GO): inositol-1,3,4-trisphosphate 5-kinase activity; inositol-1,3,4-trisphosphate 6-kinase activity; ATP binding
Source: RefSeq, a predicted model, not a curated record